Molecule: messenger RNA, 2303 nt
Organism: Aphanomyces invadans
Lineage: Eukaryota; Oomycota; Saprolegniomycetes; Saprolegniales; Verrucalvaceae
Exons: 7
Coding region: 8-1753 (581 amino acids)
Biological process (GO): nuclear-transcribed mRNA poly(A) tail shortening
Cellular component (GO): cytoplasm; CCR4-NOT complex; nucleus
Molecular function (GO): protein binding; poly(A)-specific ribonuclease activity
Source: RefSeq, a predicted model, not a curated record
CGCCGACAUGGAUGCGCCAACGGGUGACCUGUAUGGCGGCCGUCGGAUGGUCCCUGUGAGCUCCAUCGAGCAAGAUGCACGUGAAGGACGGGAGUCCGUCUCCGUGUUAACGUACAACGUAAUGCGUCAAAUGCACGCUACCCCCGAUUACAAGCCGUACUGCGACCCUGCUGUCCUCACCGCAACCAAACGAAAAGACCAAAUCUUCCAGGAACUCUUGAGCUACAACGCCGACAUCCUCUGCCUCCAGGAGGUCGACGACUUUACCCUGUGGUGGGUCCCGCGACUGAAUGCGGCAGGCUACGACAGUGUGUACCAUCAGCGCACCGGUGACUUUGACGACGGUCUUGUCAUUGCUUUCCGCCGCAUGUAUUUUCAAAUCUUUCGCACGUUGCGCAUCAACCUGAACGAUCUCUGCAAUGACCCGUCCAUCGCACCCAACUUUGCUUCAAAGCUCCAACAGGACAACGUCGCCUUGAUCGUGGCACUCCAGCCGUGGGAGCAAUGCCAUUUUCCCAGCGCCGUUUGCGUGGCCAACUUACAACUGGCCAGCCACCCCAACCUCGAACCCGUUCGGCAGCACCAACUUGCGUUCGUCCUUCCUCAAGUCGAAGCAUUCAACGCGGAUUUCCACCUACCGAUCGUGAUCGCUGGCUCAUUCAACGCGACACCUGUCAGCCAUGUCUACCACACCAUGCGAACAGGACGCCCACGUCCCGAGCCGGAACCUCCCGCCAGAAUGAACCGUCCUCUUGCGCGUGACCCGACAACAAGCACCAUAACGCUGUCAUGGGUGCCUCCCGUCUCCGCUCAUGGGCCAAUUCUAGGCUACCGACUCGUUCGUCGGGUGAACUGCAGCACCACUAUCGGAUUCUCGCACGAGGUCAUGCUCGACAACCCGAGCCAAGUCGACUAUAUCGCCACCAUGCUCAGCGCCGGCAACACGUACGAGUUUUGCAUCUCGGCCAAAAACGCUGCAGGCUGGAGCGAAUACAGCAUUCCAUCCGAGCCGAUUCAAACGCUCAAGGCACGAGCAAUCGUCGAUCCCAGUAAACCCCCCGUGGUGCUGCCUGUGCCGGGGAUGCCAUACAUGGCAACGUCUCCAUACAAGACGUCGUACAAUUCCGGCAAAACGCCGCGGUUCACAGACGGCGGCAUUUGCACAGAUUUGUGCCCUCGCCCUAGCCACGUACCCACUGCCCCGUACGAAUCCGUGCACGUCCGCGGCGACCGAGAAGACAAGCUUGUGCACUUUGAAGUGUUUGAUAGCGCGUACGGACGGUAUCAACUCGAUGGCGAGCCCGACUAUACCUUUGCAGAUCACACGUUCACGGGUACCGUCGACUACAUCUUUUACUCGAAAAAGGUAGUACAAACGACGAGUCGAAUGCACCGACCACACCAGAGAACGCUGGCGCAGGAAUUGGCCGCUGUGGAAGUGCUGUCGUUGCCGCCUUUGGUGUCCCUUGUAGGAGACGACGCGCGGGAGCUGGAGACGGUCCCUGAUGUUGAUUACGUCCGCCACGCCCCAGACGGAUGGGACACGUGCGCCAUGCCAGAACCAUUGUCCCCGCGACGAAUCGGCGCGACAAUAACUCCCUACAUGGGCGAGUGGUCGACUGAAGUGCUGCGAGUGCCUAACCCACGGCGGCAGCACCGUUGGCUUCCAAACCACAAGUAUUCAUCGGACCACGUCGCUCUCAUGGCGAAGAUUACGUUUCAAGCUGAAGAGCUCGCUGUGCGUUGGAAUUGAGCCACGAUAACACUGGCACCAUCGAGCGACCUUGUUCAUUAUACCUCUGUCACGCCAAGGUCGACGCUGCAUGGGUGCAGCUGCAAAGUCGGAGGUCGCGACAAGACCGAUUGGCGGGAGGUGUACCCGCGGAGCGGCGGCUCGACUUGGUCCUUCUCACAAGCAACGCUGUCUUCAUGGUUGUUUCGGUACGGGUCGCAGCGGAAUUCAACCUCAGGAGGCCACGAUGCAAAGUUUGCAAAUGCCCAAAACCCUUGGUGGCGAAAAAGGCGAUAAUCGCUUGUUGCGAUGUCGUCGCCAUCUUCAUCCGUGCGUGUAAACACGGGUGCGUUGUCCGAGCGAAGGGACUCGUCCACUUCGUACACGCCAUUGAGCGCGGCAACACUGGACGAGCAUACGUGGAUAGCGCGGGAGGAAGGGGUCCCCGACGCCAGCUGCGUCGCAACAGCGACGGUCGUGGCGGCCAACGCGGACGCCAUGACCACCUUCAUCUUCGCUCGAAUUUCUUGUGCGGGUGGAACAAACGCCGCGCGAUCUUGGCAACCUUCCA